AUGGACGUAUCCACGCUCAGCAUAGAAACCGACCCGAAAUCGCAACGGAAGGUGAUAAAUCAUGAGUAUCGGAUCGUUAGGAAAAUAGGCCAGGGACAGUUUGGCAAGGUUAUGCUUGCCGAGAUUGUGUCGCCACUGGGCAGUACCACCAGUGUCAAUAGUGGCCGUAGUCGCUCCAGUGGAGGCACCACACCACAGGGCAAAAGCCUCCAGUAUGUAGCGAUCAAGACCAUCAAUCGGAUUGAACGAACCAAAUUGAUCACCAAAACUUACUUAAACCAUACGACCAAGAUCAAACGAGAGAUCCAAAUCAUGAAGGAAUGUAACCAUCCAAAUGUCGUGCAAUUGUACAAGGUGAUUGACGAUUUGAAGUAUGAUAAGAUUCUACUUGUGUUGGAAUACUGUGCAUACGGGGAGAUAGAUUGGAAGAAUUAUAAUCAUUACAAUGAGAAAUAUUACAAGGAAGAUGGGAUAACCAUCAAUAAGAUUCUUCGGGAUGUGAUCAAUGGGUUGGAUUAUCUCCAUCGGAUCAAGAACAUAGUGCAUCGAGACUUGAAGCCGUCCAACUUGCUUAUUAGUGGGGUUGACAAGACCAUCAAGAUUUCUGAUUUUGGAGUUAGUUUGAUUUUGGAGAAUAAUGCUAAUGAUGACAAGGAAUUGGGGAGAUCUAUGGGUACACCAGCCUUUUUCGCACCAGAGUUAUGUCAGUUUGUAAACAAUCGAUACUCUAUGAUUAAUGACGUUGCAUCGACAAGGAAAAUCGAUGCCAAAAUUGAUCUUUGGUCUCUUGGAGUAAUUUUAUAUUGUUUGAUUUUCCAUAGUCUACCAUUCAAUGGGUUUAAUGAAUUUGGAUUAUUCAAGAAUAUUGUUAGUGAAAAGUUAACUUUCCCCAAGAUUAGACAUUCUACAUUGGCCACCAAGGAAGAUAUGCAUGAGAUGAGUUUAUUAAAGGAUCUUAUACAAAGACUUCUUACCAAGGACCCACGGGAAAGAGCGUGUCUUGACGAGGUGAAACGACAUGAAUUCACCUUGUACGAUCUUAACAUGGAGGAAAGGAAAGAGUUUUUACGGUUCAAUGAUAAAUAUGAACAAAAUAAAACCAUUGGGAAAAUCAUUAAAUUUUUCGGUGGAAGUAGUAGCAGUACUACUACUAAAGAGGAGAAACAAGAUGAUGUACACAAUAAAGAGAAAUACACUGAACUUGAACCAGUUGAUGAUCUAUUGGAUUCAUAUUUCAAUGAUUCUUCAUCCUUUGGGUCUAUAGAAGAUGAAGAUGAGGUGGAAGUGGUGGAUACCUCUAACAUUUUAGAAGAGAUAUCCCCCGUUAAGAAGUCCAAUUCAUCGAUGGAAAAGGCUAAAUUUAUCCCUUCACCCAUGAAUUUGAAGUCAGAAGAGCCUAACUUGGGUAAUCCAGUGAUGGCUAUAGAUACACUUGGAAAGAAUGAUGGUGAAAUAAAACAACUGAUUGUAACCAUUGGAGCAGGUUCUCCCAACACUUUCAAGAGUAUGUUUAGUCCAUCACGACGGUUUUUCUCAAGAUUGGGUAAGAAACAACCUCAACUGGCACUGCCAGUAUCGCAGCAAUCAUCAUCAAACGACGAGAUUUUAAAGCCUACGAUCAAUUCAUUGUCAUCACCGUUUGAGAAUGAUUAUAAGGAUUUCAAACCUCCAACCAUGUUCAGUGGACAUACGAUGAAUAUCAACAACAAUAACAACAAUAACAACAAUAACAAUAAUACUAAUAGCUCUACACCCAACUCUGCAUCUAGUUCGAGAAAGAACUCUAUUUCUUCGGUACGAUCCUAUGGAUUGAGUAGGAUCACCAGUUCAAGCUCUUCACUUAAUUUGAAUGGAUACUUGACUGAUGAUUCCUAUUCUUUGACAUCGGUGCGGAACAGUAAUUCUAAUUCUUUGAAGUAUAGAGGAGAGACAAUGAGAGGAGAAGACGAGAAUGACGAUGAAGAUGAUGACGAAAUCGACGAGGCUGCAAAUACGACGCUUACAAUGGAUGAUAUACCAAGAAGAAGACCAAAUAUGAGUGAAUAUUUGGAUAGAUUUGAUAAUUAA
[Candida] anglica is the source of this 2067-nucleotide messenger RNA. Lineage: Eukaryota; Fungi; Ascomycota; Pichiomycetes; Serinales; Debaryomycetaceae. The record is from the annotation of a GenBank genome assembly.